Zea mays is the source of this 1028-nucleotide messenger RNA. Its product is annotated as probable WRKY transcription factor 24. The transcript is spliced from 2 exons. The coding region runs from base 45 to 701 and encodes 218 amino acids. Gene Ontology annotation, biological process: regulation of DNA-templated transcription. NCBI's taxonomy places the organism in Eukaryota, Viridiplantae, Streptophyta, Magnoliopsida, Poales, Poaceae. Gene Ontology annotation, molecular function: sequence-specific DNA binding; DNA-binding transcription factor activity. The record is from RefSeq and is a predicted model, not a curated record.
GCUCUCUUGACCUCUCGCCGCCGGCGCGCGCGCUGUUCCUGUCGAUGGAAAACUUGCCGCUCCUUGGAGGCAUCCGGCAGCAACCAAACACUCAGCUGGCUACUGCUACGUGCCUCGCUGCGCCGCAGCCGGAGCAACAUGCGUGCAGGGAUGCGACGACGACGACGUCUCUCGUCGUUCCGGCCAUGAGUUUCCCGCCGGCUGCCGUGGACUGGGCGUCGCUGCUUCUCCCGCGCAGCACGUCGGGGGGCGCGAACGAACUGGAGAGCGGCGGCGGUAUCGCUGAAACGGUGGCCGGGAGCAGCGCUAGCGCGACGACGGCAGGAGAGGGGGAUAACAAUAAGACCGGAAAGGCCGGGAGGGGCGGCGGCAGGGGGAAGAAAAAGGCGAGCCGACCACGGUUCGCGUUCCAGACGCGGAGCGAGGACGACGUCCUCGACGACGGUUACCGGUGGCGGAAGUACGGGCAGAAGGCCGUCAAGAACAGCGCGUUUCCAAGGAGCUACUACCGGUGCACGCACCACACGUGCGAGGUGAAGAAGCAGGUGCAGCGGCUGGCCAAGGACACGAGCAUCGUGGUGACCACGUACGAGGGCGUGCACAACCACCCGUGCGAGAAGCUCAUGGAGGCGCUCAGCCCCAUCCUCAAGCAGCUCCAGCUCCUCUCGCAGCUCCAGUCCUGCACUAAUCAACUCCUCUGAAUAUCCACCUGGUCUGACGACACAGCUGGCAGCCUAUUAGCCUAGCUGGCCACCAUCAGCGUACGUGAUGAGCUAAUGCAAAUUUACUGCUAAGUGUACAAAACAAACUGUUGAUCGAUCGAUCGGCAGUGGUAACGACACAAGGAACGACUGUCUCUCUAAAUUACUACAGCGUGUAGCUGGUCUUAUACAGAUGAUUCAACAGAUAUGUACGUGAUUCAUGCAUAUACACAGAUGAUUCAACAGAAAUGUAUGUCCGCGGAUCAGCGUCCUUUGUAAUGAAGCCGUAAUUUAUUUGCACAAUUUAAGGGCUGUUUGGUUUGCUAA